Paralichthys olivaceus (Japanese flounder) is the source of this 3715-nucleotide messenger RNA. RefSeq names its product sodium- and chloride-dependent GABA transporter 1. The record is from RefSeq and is a predicted model, not a curated record. Gene Ontology annotation, biological process: sodium ion transmembrane transport. Lineage: Eukaryota; Metazoa; Chordata; Actinopteri; Pleuronectiformes; Paralichthyidae. Gene Ontology annotation, cellular component: plasma membrane.
CAGGGCGGAUGGAAAAGAGCAUAUGCAGUUAUGUCACAGUGCAAUUUAGUGACUGAACUGGGAGCAGAUCGCGCCACGAUGAAGGUCGACCAGACGGAGGCAGCAGCUGAUGAGAGAGACCACGCGGCUCUGAAACCUCUGGAUCUCAAAGGGAUCGCCGAGAAGACCGGGAAUGCGGAGCCGCAGAGACCCACGUGGAGCAGCCGCCUGGAGUUCAUCUUGGCGUCGGUGGGCUACGCGGUGGGGCUGGGCAACGUGUGGAGGUUUCCGUACCUGUGCUACAGCAGCGGCGGCGGGGCCUUCUUGAUCCCGUACUUCACCAUGGUGCUCCUGUGUGGCAUCCCUCUGCUCUUCCUGGAGUUUGCUAUUGGACAGUACACCCGUUUAGGACCAGUGCAUGCUCUCAACAAGAUUUGUCCCUUGUUCAAAGGUGUUGGUCUGGCCACAGUUGUUCUCUCCUUUGUGUACUCCACGUACUACAAUGUGCUCAUGAGCUGGGCUCUUUACUAUCUCUUCAACUCGUUCGGAGCGACGCUUCCCUGGGUGUCUUGCAACAACACUUGGAAUGUCGUGGGGAACUGUUCCAGUGGUUUCCAAGGCAACGCCACCCACCUCCAGUCUGCCAGUCAACAGUUCUUUGAUCACAAGCUUCUGCAGAAAACCGAUGGCAUUGAAGAAGUUGGUGGCAUUCGCUGGGAACUCUUUGGCUAUCUUGUGUUGGCCUGGGUCAUUGUGUACUUGUGCAUAUUUAAAGGAGUCAAAUCCACUGGCAAGGUUGUGUAUUUCACUGCUAUAUUUCCAUACUUCAUUCUGUUCGCCCUGCUCAUCAAUAACCUGCAGCUUCCUGGGGCCAAAAAUGGUAUCCUGUUCUUCAUCACACCUGUCUGGAGCAGACUCUUUGAAGUGAAGGUUUGGGUUAAUGCAGCUGCCCAGGUGUUUAACUCAUUGGGAAUAGCUUUUGGGUCCAUGAUUUCGAUGGCUAGUUACAACAAGUUCAACAACAACAUUCUCAGGGAUGCUCUGAUCGUGUCAGUUACCAACUCAUUCACUAGUAUUCUGGCUGGGCUUGUGAUCUUCUCAGCCAUUGGAUACAUGGCUCAUAUACACAACCUCCCAGUGGACAACAUAGCCACAGGAGGUCCUGGUCUGGUGUUUGUCGUGUACCCUGAGGUCCUCUCAACCAUGCCCGUCUCCCAGCUGUGGGCCCCUCUGUUCUUCUUCAUGCUGCUGUGUCUGGGUCUCGACAGCCAGUUUGCCACAGUUGAGGUCAGUGUGGCGUUUCUAAAAGACCAGUUUGGACCCAAAGUUCUGUCCUAUGUGAAAAGAGAAGAGCUGAUAACCCUGGGUGUGUGUCUCACUGGCUUCAUCUUGGGAAUUCCUCACAUUACAAAGGGAGGUAUCUAUGUGUUUCAGCUGAUGGACAACUACACCGCUGUGGUUUCCCUCAUAUUCUUGGCUUUCUCUGAAGUCAUAGCUGUGUGCUGGAUCUUUGGCAUCCGACGUGUCUCCAUAAUGAUCAAAAGGAUGAUUGGAAAAACCCCAAACAUCUACUUCCGCGUCUGUUGGCUGCUGCUGUGCCCUGUGUUGGUGAUGUGCAUUCUGAUCUCCAGCAUUGUCCAGUACACUCCUGUUCACUAUGGGAAGUACAAUUACCCACUGUGGGCUGAAUGUUUGGGCUGGUGCAUUUCACUGGUGUCUAUAGUGUGGAUCCCACUCUGUGCAAUCCAAGAGAUCUGCAGCAACAAAGGCUCAGUUCUUCAGAGACUGAAAACAGCUGUGACUCCGACAAUAGACCUGGACGCUGAGGAUCCUUUGCCAGAAAAACAGGCUCUAGACAAGCAGGAGUCUGAAACCUUGUUCACUUCAGAGGUAUGAGCAGAGAGGAGGCCAACUCCACCUCUGUGAAACUGCACUUAUCAAAACCACUGUCUGUGGUACAGUUCAUCUUCUAAUGAAGACUGCUGUUUGGUGAUGUGUUGGAACUUUGUUUGAGAUGCAGUCCUUAUGUUCUGCUCAUAAAAUGAUUAUGUUAUUCUAUAUGUUCUACCAAAGGAUGGGUCUUUACUGUAUCUUAGGCCCAUUGUAGUGCUUUAAUACUUAAACUGCUUAUUCUUCUUCUGCAGUUGACUUUUGCACCUUGUACAUAGUGUAUGACAUUUUGUCCAUCAACUAAAGGUUAAUUUAAUUUGGCUUAGGAAGAAGUUGACAUGUUCAUGACAUCUGGACAGUGCAGGUGUUCAUUCCAACUAAAGAUUAAAAUGUUAAGGAUUAUGUCCUCCACUUUGGUGGAUUGAGAGUUAUGUAUAUCCAGUGACAUCGUCUGAUGAAUGUCAGUGAGACAGGUGAACUGGAACCAGUGUAUUUUUAUCCCUGAGCAGGAAAAGCAGUUUCAGGACCCUGCAAGCGUCUAACCUACAAACUGUGACACCACUUGUUUCAAAGCAGAUAUAGAAGGGGGCUGCAAACAUUAAUGCUUCAGCAUUUGUGUCCACAAAUGUUUUAGCCUGUGGGUUAGAUUUUUUUCUCCAGUGCACAAUCACUGUGCACAUAGUUAAAAAACACACAUAAGUAGAAGCGUUCAUGUAAAAACAAAAGAACUGUUGCUCGGAUGCAAAUUUGUUGGAUUUCUUCUACUCUCCUCAGGUUGAGAAAUGAUUUUUUUUUUUUUCAGUGUUUGACAUAAUUUUUAUUACAUAUUAUUAUUAAACUUAAUCCUGGAGCAAGUAACUCACAAAAAGGAUUAGCUGUGCCUUUGAUGUUCUGCCAUGAAGUUGAACUGAGUUUAUGAGGAUAGAAAAUCUUCAUCAGGGCUCACUGUGUCUGGACUCUCUCCAAUCACUUGAGCUCCCUAUUCUAGUGUGAGACACUUUAUCACUGUUUAACUCACACUUCACAACAGGGAAAGGCGUCGAAGAGUUCAGUUUAGUUUAACUGUAACUGAUCUUAACUCAAACUUUAACUUUGAGAAGCAUUCACCAUGUUGAGCUUUGGGGUAAGAAGAAAGACCUCAGAGGAGAAACAGCACAGCCAAUUUUAAACGUAAACUUUGCCUUUCACUUAUGAGGAAUGCAGCAGGAGAUUCUCUGUGUCAGAUGCGUUUACAACAACAACAGGAAAUUCAGGAGAUACUCUGGAGAAAGUCCAACUGACUCAGACACUCACAUACAGCCUCUCCGGAAUCAUUUCAGGAGAAUAUCAGUUCAGAGUUCAGUGCAUGUUUGAAAGCAGCUUAUGUGUAUGUGGUAAAAUCACAGUUUUGGAUGCGAUGAUAGUGUUCAGACUUUUCUGACUGAUCAAACAAACCAUUAUGUAUUAUGCCUCUUAUUCCAAAGCACUGAAACUAAGCACUUGUCAACUGUCAUGAUUCCUUUUCAAUACUCUAUAUUUAAUUAGACAACCAAAACCUUUAUUUAAAAUGCUUUAUACUGUAUAUGUUGUUGUAAGAUGCCUUAUGUUAAAUUGCCAUUAAGUGUAUUAGUACUUUUUAAAAGUGUAGGGAUGAUAUGGAAGCAUUUGUACAACAUAACAAGUUACUGCUUAGUUACACCUUUUAAUUUCAACAAUCACAUGUAUAUUCAUGUUAUUUAUGUUCAUUUGUUUAACUUCUUCAACAAAUUGAAUCUUGAUUUUUCACAUCAAUGACUGUUUCCUACUGUUAUCUUCAUAUUUCAACUCUGUUGUGAUGUGUGACGUUGAAUAAAAUGCCUUGAUUUUU